Molecule: messenger RNA, 1017 nt
Organism: Macrosteles quadrilineatus (aster leafhopper)
Lineage: Eukaryota; Metazoa; Arthropoda; Insecta; Hemiptera; Cicadellidae
Product: phosphatidylinositol transfer protein alpha isoform-like
Exons: 2
Coding region: 142-954 (270 amino acids)
Biological process (GO): phospholipid transport
Cellular component (GO): cytoplasm
Molecular function (GO): phosphatidylinositol transfer activity; phosphatidylcholine binding; phosphatidylcholine intramembrane carrier activity
Source: RefSeq, a predicted model, not a curated record
AAAAAAAUGUAUUUCACCAGGUUAAAUUUGUUUGUGGAGUAAAACCUAUCCAAAUUAAACUUUUCUAAGUAUGAGUCUUUGUUGAAAGGUCAAUGAAGUUUACUAGGUGUAAAAAAGUUUUCUACUUUUCAGGCAUGUAGAAUGUUGAUCCACGAGUACCGGGUGAUCUUGCCAGUGACGGUGGAAGAGUACCAAAUAGCCUCCCUCUACACGAUAGCCCACAUGAGCAGAGAGGAGACUGGCGGAAGUGAAGGCGUGGAGGUUGUGAAGAACGAACCCUUCAGCGACUACCCUCUCAUGGACGGCAAGUACUCUUCGGGACAGUACUCCUUCAAAAAGUACCACCUGGAUAAGAAGAUGCCGACGAUACUGAGGCUGAUAUCUCCCAAGGGCUCGAAGGAACUUCACGAAGAAUGUUGGAACGCGUAUCCAUACUGCAAAACUGUUAUCACCAACCCGGGGUUCAUGAAGGACGAUUUUCGUUUGGAGAUAAUCACGAUGCACACGAACGACAGAGGGAAAGAGGAAAACGCACUCCAACUUUCUCAAGAGGUUCUGGGACAACGGGAAGUGUUUGUUAUAGAUAUCGCCAACGAUCCUGUGGCCAGUAAUGACUAUAGCCGCAACACUGACCCCAAGUUAUACCGUUCUGCCAAGACCAACCGAGGUCCUUUGCAGGGUGAUUGGGUAGACACUGUGACUCCUGUUAUGACGUGCUACAAACUCGUCACCGUCCACUUCCGAUGGUUCGGUCUGCAGAACAAGGUUGAGAAGAUUUUGCAGAAUUUCCAACGACGUUUGUAUACCGUUGUCAACCGGAAGCUGUUUUGCCUUAUGGACGAGUGGUACAAUCUCACGUUAGAGGAUAUAAGGAAAUUUGAAGAGGAAACCAAAGCUUUUUUGAAUCAACAACGUACGUGUGGAGUGGUUACAGGGACCGUGGAUUUCACAUAGUUUUUCACCUCAUAUUUGCGUGUAAUAUAAGAAUAUUUAAAUACAAUUUACCAUGGGCCCCAA